GAUGUUUUCUCGCUGUUCAAAAUAAUAUCUUCAAAAAAAAAAAAAAAAAAAAUCCAAAUCAAAGAGUCCUCUUACCUGUACGAUACUUGAGAUUAUGAUCCCCCCCUCCUUUCGGCUUGGAGCCGUAAGUAUAGUUAACUAAGAGGAUUGAUAAGUAGUAUUUUCAAAGUUUCUGAAUAAGGAUGCUCAUAUUAGUAGUCGAACACUAAAAGGUUCUCAGGUAUAGCUAUGACUUUCAAGUUCAAAGGACAACAUGGCAACCAAUGUACCAAAAAGUAAUUAAGAAUAGGGAUUCUUAGAAUAACUUGCAUACAAAGGAGGAGCGCAUACUGGAGGAGUACUAACACCAGACGCAUAGGUGUCAAUGAUUUGAUAUUCUUCAACUGAAGGGAUUUCUUCGGCAGGUAUGGAAUUGAAAUGCAGAUAGUAAACAAGAGCAAGGUGUACACAAAAUAUGAGAGCGCAAUAAAUAGACCAAACUAUGAAAGAAGGCGUGGAGGCCCCGUUGGUGGAAAUGGAAUACAAGAGAUACAAAAAGAGAAACGUGAGACCAAUUCCGAUAUAACAAACGUUAAUUGCUUUUUUACUACGUUUUAAAAGAAAGAUUCUGCCAAAAUCAUACGGAGAUUUCCUCGUACUUGCCGCCAUUGUAAUAAUGCCGUUUCUAUAGGAAAGCGAGUACUUCCUAACUGCUUGAGUAUGACCUACCUUUCUUCUAGUCCAUCCCAGUUGGUUUUUCCCAUUUGUAUAUGAAUUGAGGAGUCACGAACAAUCUUAUGUUUACAUAAGAUCUUUUUUUCCUAGUUUAAAAAAACCAGCGCAUUGUUCAUAAUGGAUUUAGGCUUGAAAACGAAAGAGUUGCAUAAGCGUCUUGCAGAAGAACAGACAGCUCAAGAGGUGCAAGAGAAAAAAAGAAAUAUGUAUUUAGAAGCUUCUGAAAAAUUCAAAUCGUUAGAAAACGUGAAUGGAUUUUUACUAAUUGUUCAGUUAAUUUAUCGUGUAGGAGUCUUCUUUACAAUUCUUAGUUCUCCAGAUAGGGCUACCCUACGUAUUUGCAUUUAUUUAGAAUUUCUUGUUGCACUGCUUACUAUAGCCUACUUUUUGGGAAAUAUUGUCUGGGUAAAAACAGACAUUUAUAAGAAAUUCGUCUUUGACUAAGAGUCUUAAAUUGUUAUAAUGGACAACUUAUAUAAGGCAAAGUACAAUAUAAAAGACAAAGGUCCGAAUUCACAAGAAUAAGGAGAUGAGCUUGUCAGAAGAAACCAUUACUCAUUUGUGAACGAUUUUAGGGAUAAACAGGAUCUCUUUUCUAGUCAAUACUCCUUGAAGCCUGAGUAAAGAUUUGGUACAUGAAACGUGAACAAAUUUUUUGAGACUCACAGCACAUUCUUUUGUUAAAGUCUCACAUUUCCUUUUUAUGAUUCAUCAGCAACGAUAAAAUAAUCACAAUAACAAAGCAACGACUUGAAUACCAGACACCAUUUAUAUCUUUUCUAAGCGCGUUGCGUGAAGGCAAUCCUUCAGUUUAUGAUUUAUAUAUAGACAAGCAUUCCGGGAUAAUAAUUGAAAAAUUUGCUUAAAUAAAUAAGAAUAAACUGUUCAUGCAGUUAUAAUCCGAGUAUAUUCAUGGAAAGAAAAUCCGUAUGUUGAAAACCAGCCCGCACUUUCCUAUUCGUUGACAUUUGCUUCCAAAAUCUAACUUUUCAGCGCCAAUAAUAAAUUCAUACUUUCUCGUACACUGUCAAACAUAUGAAUAGAAAGGAAUUGGGUUCGAUAAAAAUUGUCUGGCGUAUGAAUUAUCAGAGGAAACGAACCAAGCGGUCUAAGAUAAAAAAUAAAGUCAUUUAAAAAAGUUCGAUUCCAUUAUGUGGGAUAAGAAGGAUUAUUUUGAACUGCAGAGGAGAACAUCGUAUCUUGAAACCGCUCAGGGCCACUAACCCGUACUUGUUUCUGUACAAGAUUCGUCAGCCAAUCCUUUGGCUUCGUCUGUGUUUCUGAGGCUGGUUGGAAUCCUGCUACACGUCGAAGUUCGUCCAUUUGAGGUCCAUGGUACCAUUCAAUGAACUCUUUCACAUCCUCUUCUGUACCAUCGAGCAAACCCACUUCUUCAAGGGCCAGUCGAAAGUCUUGUAAGUCGCAGUCUUUUUUCCUACUCAAUUCUGCUUCUGCCAUUGUAGUUUCUGACAGCAGUUGGAUGUAACGGAUCAUUAUAUCUGUAAAUGAAUCCAACAGCGACAAUUUUGUACGAUCAAGGCCAGCUGCACGUAGUGUUUGCGAACAAAACACUCGCAUCAGGCAAAAAUAAAUGUCGUUUUUCGGUGAUCCUUCCAUGAGAUCCUAUGUGAAAGUUUCAGCGGGUAAAGAAUAGAAAUUCGCGUUUUUACCUAAUCGUGCUGAUGGAGAAAUUCAGUUACCGUAUAUUCAAGGAUUGCGAUGAUUUCUUGCAGUAUCUUAUGCCGAAUACGAUAUAAAAACGAUGACUGUACUAUAUCGAUAAACGCUAUAAUGAGACGUUAGAAUUCUUUAGUAAACAUUCAUCAAGAAAAAGAUACAAAACUUAAAUUCGUUGUUCCCUAGAAGAAAAUCGAAUAUUUCUCUUCUAUAAAGUGUUUUUUUUAUAUAGAGAAGGUGAGGAACCCUCUAAUGGUACAGAGAAAUUAUGGUUUUCUUGCACAGUUUUUCAAUCCAUGAUAAAGUUCAGAGGAUUAAUUUUUAAACAGAAUUCGCCGUAGUUUCUAGUCAAUUU
Molecule: messenger RNA, 2746 nt
Organism: Schizosaccharomyces octosporus yFS286
Lineage: Eukaryota; Fungi; Ascomycota; Schizosaccharomycetes; Schizosaccharomycetales; Schizosaccharomycetaceae
Exons: 1
Coding region: 832-1158 (108 amino acids)
Source: RefSeq, a predicted model, not a curated record